Pseudomyrmex gracilis is the source of this 1912-nucleotide messenger RNA. It is a transcript of the gene Inx7, whose product is annotated as innexin inx7-like. The coding region runs from base 411 to 1631 and encodes 406 amino acids. Gene Ontology annotation, biological process: phototransduction. The transcript has 7 exons. NCBI's taxonomy places the organism in Eukaryota, Metazoa, Arthropoda, Insecta, Hymenoptera, Formicidae. Gene Ontology annotation, molecular function: gap junction channel activity. Gene Ontology annotation, cellular component: plasma membrane; gap junction. The record is from RefSeq and is a predicted model, not a curated record.
CUAAUUCCGUGCUAUCUGGUUCUCUUAUCUUCUCGCCGCGUUAUAACACGUCUUAACAAUAACAACCUCUUUCUUUGAUAAUACUUGCGUUCCAUAAAGUACAGAGUACUUCAAUCAUCGUUCCGAUAACACAGACAAGAGACAUACAUUGGUUUUAAGUUUUCAGUAUGUUCUCGAACAGUGUUCUAUUGGGAUUGUUGAGGCGAUGUUCGCGGUCGAAACUGAAAUCGACUUCCGUUCUUUAACAGUCGCGAAGUCAAUCGAUGUCGCGCAAGUACAAAAGUGACGUUUGUAAACGAGAACAAAUCACAGUGUGUACGUUUUACGGAAAAUAAAAUUAGAGAAUUCGCAAUACUUCCGAAAAAAUAUCGCGCAAGAUAAUAUUCUACUGAAUUGUUCUAUGUUGCAUCAUGGCUACUACUGUGUUCGGCGCCUUCUCGGUGCUGAAAGAUCACGUUAAAUUCAAAGUCAAUCAAAAUGCAAUAGUCAUCGACAAUCUCGUUUUCAGAUUACACUAUAGAGCCACAUUUUUGUUGCUUCUGGUAUCAACAAUUCUGGUAUCUUCUAGACAAUUUAUCGGAGAACAUAUAAAAUGUAUCACAGACUCUGGUGUGCCACCUAAAGUCAUCGAAACCUUCUGCUUUUUCAUGUCCACGUACACAGUGGUAAAGCACAUGAACGCUACCGCGGUAUUGGACGGUGAGUUACCGCAUCCCGGUGUUGGACCGGCGUCUAAAACCGACGCAAUUACACAUCACGCUUAUUACCAAUGGGUGCCUUUUGUUCUUUUCUUUCAAGCACUUUUGUUCUACGUGCCACAUUAUUUAUGGAGAAAAAUGGAAGGUGGUCGAUUGAACAUGUUAGUAUCAGGAUUACACAUGGCAGCAUUGUCGCUGCAAAGUGAAACGGAAAUAAAGGUGAACGAUAAGAUCAAAGUGCCGUCAAAGCAGGAACGCGACGAAAAGAUACAACAGAUACGAAUUGGUUUCAUAAACCGUUUGCAUUUAAAUCGUCCGUGGGCAUACGGUCUAACUUUAUGCGAGAUACUGAAUUUUCUAAACGUGCUCAUGCAAAUUUGCUUAAUCGACUGGUUCCUGCGUGGAGCUUUUAUAAAUCUCGGCCCUCAUAUUCUCAGGCCGCUGUCUAAGGACGAAAUAGAUCCCCUCGACGUAGUAUUCCCGAAGGUAACAAAAUGCAUUUUUCACAAGUACGGUCCUUCUGGAACCAUACAAAAACACGACGCGCUGUGCGUGAUGGCACUGAACGUCGUCAACGAAAAGAUCUAUGCGGUUCUCUGGUUCUGGUUCAUCGCGCUAGCAGUGAUAACCGGUUUAGGAUUAGUAUGGAGAGCGCUAACCAUGUUCCUUCAUGCCAGAAGUACGUCAUUCAACAAAUUCGUAUUCUCCACGGCUUGUCCCGGAAAGUACAAUCCGUGGAACGUACUCAAGGUCACUCACGAGUACUACUUCGGCGACUGGCUGUUUCUCUAUUACAUAGCCAGAAAUUUGGACAACUACGUGUUCAAAGAUCUCCUUCAGAGAUUGGCGGAGGAUCUGGACAGUAGGCGUCACGUGCGUUACAAAAUCUCGCAACCUGAAGUUGAAGAGGAACUGAUGCUGAAGAAGAUGUGAAGAUCAAUCAAAUGUAGAAUUAAGUUGCACCCGCAGAGUGAAAUCUAAAUUUUAAGAAAGUGAAGUCUAAUUCUAGAUGUAAUUUUUGGGGUUUUUUUUUCUCUUUUUCUGAUCUUUCUUAAUUUUGUUUUUUUAAAGAAGACUAAUAUAUGGAUAAAUUUAAUAUAUAAAUUUGAUAUUUCAGAUAAUUAUUUACAUUAAAAGAUACACAAUUUCGAAUAGUUUAUCGACAGGUAUAAUGUUUACAUGUAUGUUGAGAUCAAAAUAAACCAUAUAUAUGU